Molecule: messenger RNA, 2529 nt
Organism: Kogia breviceps (pygmy sperm whale)
Lineage: Eukaryota; Metazoa; Chordata; Mammalia; Artiodactyla; Physeteridae
Source: RefSeq, a predicted model, not a curated record
UAUAACUUGUGUAUGCAGUGUAAGAAGUGGUGAGCUCAGUUGGACAUCAGGGCUGGAAAUGAGAGUUGUACUUGAAGUCCUAUGGUGAGAUCUUUGUGUGGUUGGAUUCUGUAUGUGAAUCUUUGUACUUGCAUGUUAUGCAGAUGCCUGGACUUUUUUUCUUCUUCAUUGACCUUUUGGGAAUUGUUCUGGGUUUUUUUCCUGUAUCUUUUUUAUUAAGUUACUUUCAACACAUAAUAACUUGGAACACUCAGGGAUUGUUUUACAUUCAUUUAUUAAAUUAAAUGAUAGUUAAUUGCGGAUGAUUCUUGGCCAUAGCUAUUCCAUAGUUUGCAGAACUUGAUAAUGAGCAGUAAUUUGUCCUAUAUAUAUAUAUUUUUUAAUCACAAUAUAGAUGCAGGUGUUUUCCUUCUGUGAGCAGUUGAGUCUGUAAAUCACCUUCUGUGGAUAUGGGUGUCCCAGUGACUGAGAGCCAGCUGUUGGGUGUUUUAACUAAACAGCGUGCUCCUAGUUGGCUGCUCAAAUCCCAUUGAGAAGAGGUAUUGGCUGCUCCAGAGAGUAGAACAGGAAUAGAGCACAUGAGGUGAAGAUUUUGCAAGGCCUUUAGUGACCCAGUUUAAGUUUGGUGAGCUUUUCUACUUGGGCUUUUUCCUAUAGGUGCCAGAGUUCAUCUGCUUCAGAUUUUCACCAAUGACUCAUCUUCCUGUCAUAUUUUCUUAGACUACAGUGACCUAAGACUCUUCGAGUCACUGUUAGUUUCUCCUACCACGUAUAGGAGGAGAGGACAGUGAUAUUCAAACUCAAGCCUGUUUCCAUCUCAUGCUGAUUGAUUCCUAUGAGGGAAUCUGGAAAACUUGUAAGCAAAACAUCAUUUCUCUAAGAAAAUUUUGGAUAACAGAAAUUCUGAAUAACAGGGCAAAUCAGUUCAGUCACCAUGAGUUGGAGCUUCCUCACUCGCCUGCUAGAGGAGAUCCACAACCACUCCACGUUUGUGGGGAAGAUCUGGCUCACUGUAUUGAUCGUCUUCCGGAUUGUCCUUACAGCUGUAGGAGGAGAGUCCAUCUAUUAUGACGAGCAAAGCAAAUUUGUGUGCAACACAGAGCAGCCGGGUUGCGAGAACGUCUGCUAUGAUGCCUUUGCGCCCCUCUCCCACGUGCGCUUCUGGGUGUUCCAGAUCAUCCUGGUGGCCACCCCCUCAGUGAUGUACCUGGGCUAUGCCAUUCAUAAGAUUGCCAAAAUGGAGCACGGUGAAGCAGACAAGAAGGCCGCUCGGAGCAAACCCUAUGCAAUGCGUUGGAAACAACACCGGGCUCUGGAAGAAACAGAAGAGGACCAUGAAGAGGAUCCCAUGAUGUAUCCAGAAAUGGAAUUAGAAAGUGAAAAAGAAAAUAAAGAUCAGAACCAAUCUAAACCUAAGCAUGAUGGCCGACACCGGAUUCAGGAGGAUGGGCUCAUGAAAAUCUACGUGCUGCAGCUGCUGGCAAGGACCGUGUUUGAGGUGGGUUUUCUGAUAGGGCAGUACUUUCUGUAUGGCUUCCAAGUCCACCCAUUUUAUGUGUGCAGCAGACUUCCUUGCCCUCAUAAGAUAGACUGCUUUAUUUCUAGACCCACUGAAAAGACCAUUUUUCUUCUGAUAAUGUAUGGUGUUACAGGCCUUUGCCUAUUGCUUAACAUUUGGGAGAUGCUUCAUUUAGGAUUUGGGACAAUUCGAGACUCACUAAACAGUAAAAGGAGGGAACUGGAAGAUCCGGGUGCUUAUAAUUAUCCUUUCACUUGGAACACACCAUCUGCUCCCCCUGGCUAUAACAUUGCCGUCAAACCAGAUCAAAUCCAGUACACUGAAAUGUCCAACGCUAAGAUUGCCUACAAGCAAAACAAGGCCAACAUCGCCCAGGAACAACAGUAUGGCAGCCAUGAGGACAACCUCCCAGCUGACCUGGAGACUCUGCAGAGGGAAAUCAAAAUGGCUCAGGAACGCUUGGAUCUGGCAAUCCAGGCCUACAAUCACCAAAACAACCCCCACGGUCCCCGGGAAAAAAAAGCCAAAGUGGGGUCCAAAGCUGGGUCCAACAAAAGCAGUGCUAGUAGCAAAUCGGGGGAUGGGAAGACCUCCGUCUGGAUUUAAUCUUGGCUGGGCUUAAAACUUGUGCUUUUCAUAGUUCAUGGUAAGCAGCGGCUCACUGAAUAAUGACUUCCAUUGAGUAAACAUUUGGCUCUGGUUAUUUUCAGGGAUGCUGUUGGCUCAUGAUCCAAGCUCAGGGGACUCUGAAGGUGGGGCUGGGACAAGGGGAAGAGAAGGGGAACACGGUGUUCCUGGACACAUGUUGCAGCAAUAAUACAGUUGCAGAACUUUACAUUUGUGUCUUCCAAAUCUGGAAAAGAACAGAUAUAUUUAAAUCAUUCUUGUUGAACAGUUUUUGUAUGUACAGUAUUAUGGUACUUUUUUUUUUAGUAUGAGAACUUUUUUUUGUAUUUGUAUAUUGGACCACUGUAGUUAUACUUUUAUAUUAAAGGGGAAAUAAUCCUUAA